Molecule: messenger RNA, 1545 nt
Organism: Syzygium oleosum
Lineage: Eukaryota; Viridiplantae; Streptophyta; Magnoliopsida; Myrtales; Myrtaceae
Product: protein IQ-DOMAIN 19-like
Exons: 3
Coding region: 29-1468 (479 amino acids)
Molecular function (GO): protein binding
Source: RefSeq, a predicted model, not a curated record
UUCUGUUCCAUUUUGUGGUACUAGGAAGAUGGGAAAGGCAAGCAGAUGGAUCCGAAACUUCUUGUUAGGGAAAAGGGAUGAGAAAGAUAACAAGAAGAUCAAUACUUCUAUUUUAUCCGUGUACGUGACCACUAGCAGCAGUUUACCACCACCAGCUCCGAAGAUAAAAAGGCGAUGGAGCUUCGGGAAAUCCCCAGCCAAAGGCAAGGCGCACAAGCUCUCGAGGUCGAUGGACUCGGUCGAGACCGCUCAGCUAGUGAUGCAAGCAAAGACCGAGUUUCAGCUUCAGCGUGAUCGCUCAUUGGCAUUGUUGGCCAUAGCCAGUGAUAAACAUGCAGCCGCGACGAAAAUACAAGCCGCCUUUCGCUCUUACUUGGCAAGGAAAGCAUUAUGUGCUUUAAGGAGUUUAGUCAAGCUACAAGCCCUUGUGAGAGGUUUCCUUGUGAGGAAGCAAACUACAGCCACUAUACGGUGCAUGCACGCGUUAAUGUCAAUUCAAGUUCGAGCCCGUGUUCAAAGGAUCCAGAUGGCAGAGGAAGCGCAAGUCGUGAUUCCUAGGCUGUCAUCAGUCCAUAGAAAUUCAUCGCAGGAUGGUGACAACAGAAAAGUACAGAAAGAACCACUGGAUAGAAAUCUGAUAGAGUCAUGCCAAGUCUCAAAGAGCAAGUGUGGCUACUUCAAUCGCCCAAAGGUGGAAAGAAGAACAGAGCAAGGCUUUACCACUUACUUUUCCGGGGACGUCUCGGUAGUGAGACAAGGACAACAGUACGAGGAAUACUUCUUUUCCUCGGCACAAAACACUCCCCGAGACGAUCGGUCUGUCAUCACGAAAACGAGAUCAACAAGAGCUUCUUUCACUUUUCAUCACACAGAUACUGCGGACUCUGCAUCUCAGAAUUAUGCAUUGGUGCCGCAUUACAUGGCAAAAACGGAGUCGUCGAGGGCGAAAACCAGGUCGCAGAGUGAACCGAAGCAGCGGCCCAAGCGAAGCGCGCGGCAGAAGAGCAAGCGGACCCCAUCGGUGGAUGGUACAAGCAUACAGCUUGAGACUCAGUCAAGAGACUUCGCUCCGGGGGCGAAACUCGCUUCUCGAGAAAAUCAAGAACCGUGGUUCGUGAAGCUCUAUAAGUCAAGGAGAUCAUUGAAGGACAGCGAGAGUGAUACGACCACCAGCAAGGUGACUAGUCAUUCCAACUAUAGCAGAUCUCUUGUCGCUUACGAGGUACGAUUUCAAUUGAAGCACAGUCACAUCACUACAUACAUGACUUCUACUCAGUACUUUCUUAACAAAGAUCUUGAACUUUUUGGAUAUGCUUGCUGUAGCCGCAUUUGGCUAUGUUCUGAAGAAGGCAUAAAGCAUAUUUCGGAGACCCGAGUGUGGUGUCAUCGUGGCGAAGGAGGUGGCUUUGCACAUGAGAACGCAGAAGAUAUUUCUUUGGUCACCAAGAGAUUCAGAUAUGGAUUGUAAUUGUGUGGAGCAUAGAGAAAAAGCAUUACCACUGUUUACAUGUUCAAUAACCUAGACAAAUGCCCAUUACUGGUAAA